Molecule: messenger RNA, 459 nt
Organism: Staurois parvus
Lineage: Eukaryota; Metazoa; Chordata; Amphibia; Anura; Ranidae
Source: the annotation of a GenBank genome assembly
UACCAGCAGGAGAUCAUGGUCCUCCAGGACAAGCUGCGCCUUUCCAACAAGAAGCUGGAGGAAUAUGAGAACCGCUGCAAGAGCCAAGAUGAGCAGACGCAGAAGAUUCUGCUGGAAUAUCAGGCACGGCUGGAGGAGAGUGAAGAGCGCUUGCGCAGACAGCAGGAGGACAAAGAGAUGCAGAUGAAGGGCAUUAUAAGCAGGUUGAUGUCUGUGGAGGAGGAGCUGAAAAAGGACCACGCGGAGAUGCAGGCAGCUGUGGACUCCAAACAGAAGAUUAUUGAUGCACAGGAAAAGCGUAUUGCCUCACUAGAUGCCGCCAACGCCCGGUUAAUGAGUGCCCUAACGCAGCUAAAAGAGAGGUACAGCAUGCAAACACGUAACGGAAUUUCACCCACAAACCCAACUAAAUUGCAGAUCACAGAAAACGGUGAAUUCAGAAACAGCAGUAAUUGUUAA